Cynocephalus volans (Philippine flying lemur) is the source of this 737-nucleotide messenger RNA. It is a transcript of the gene REX1BD, whose product is annotated as required for excision 1-B domain containing. The transcript has 5 exons. Bases 38 to 580 code for a protein of 180 amino acids. Lineage: Eukaryota; Metazoa; Chordata; Mammalia; Dermoptera; Cynocephalidae. The record is from RefSeq and is a predicted model, not a curated record.
GCAGCCCGCCCCGGAGCGUGGCCCGGGCUGCGCAGUCAUGAUCACCACCGAGGCCGCGGCGGAGUCGGCCAUCUCCGCGGUGCCUGGCGCCGCGGAGGCGGUCGGAGCCCCGGAGAGCGAGGAGCCGGCGUGGCCCUGGAAAGAUGCCCCGCUUGGGACGCUGGUACAGCGCAUCCACCAGUUGCAGGCUGAGCGCGCCCGGGCCUUCCGCCGGCUGGAGGAAGGCCACCUCCAGUACCUGCGCAGCCGUCCGAACCACGACUUCCCGCGCUACCGGAACACAGUGCACGAGGUGACCCAGGCCUUCGCCGCCGCCUCGCGGGAGGUGCUAGCGGUGGAAGCGGAGCUGGCCGGACCUCGCGCGCAGCCGCUGCUCGCCAGUCACGUGCGCAACCUGCAAGAGUUGGAGCAGACGCGGCUGGCCACGGUGGCCCUGCUGCAGCUGAUGGGGGCUCCAGAGCUGAUGGAGCAGGAGGACACUGCACAGAUGGACCAGCUGAAGAUGAAGGUAAUUAAAACCAUGGAAGCGAUCAGCGAAGUUCUUCAGGACCUCAGGUUUGAUGCGGAAUCUGCUGAGUGAUGGUGGCUCCCCAGGGAUGCGCCGAGGGAGAUGAGAGAUGGGGCGAAGGGUGCCCUGCCCAGCCCUGACCUCCAGCUGGCCAGGGCAGUGCCCUCCUGGGCUGCUGACCUUCCUCCAGUUCUAUCCACCUCCCACAAUAAAGAACCCUUCCUCUGCA